ACGUCACUACAACAUUGCUUUCGCUUUCUUCUUCUCUUGCUCCUCUUCAGAUAACGAAAAUGGACACUGCGCCUGCUGGAUUGGGCUAAAAUGAAAUAAUCUUGUGACGGGCCGCUGACUGUGAGAGAGGACGAGAAGUAUGAAAAGGCAAGAGCCAAAGCAAGAUGAGGAAGAGAAAGAUAAUUUUGCAAAAAGGCCCAGAAGAACCUCAACAGAGCCAGAGGAUGAGGUGUCAGGAAAACCAGAUUCAUCCUUUGACUGCGAGGACAUGUAUUGUCAUGGACAAAAGAGCACUGGAAAAAGUGCUGAAACAGGGAGAUCACAGUCAACAUCUCCUAGCUAUAUCUCUAUGAAAAGUAACAAGUCACUAGACCGACCAAUAAAGUUCAACCAGGGAGAAAAUAGGAGUGGAGAAAAUUGGCCAACCUCAGCAACAGCACCACAGGAAUACACCCUGCAAGACACCACUGGACACCUGGAGGAGAGAUUCUGUCCAGAGCACAACAUGCCUAUGGAAGUGUUCUGCAAGACAGACCAGACCCUGAUCUGCAAAGAGUGCGCAACUCUGACACACAGAGGCCACAAGAAACGCUACACAACAAGAGCCAGGGUCCUCCAGGAGCUCAACACAGUGUCUUUACUUGAGCAAACACUGAUCAACAUAGACAAGAAUGAGUUUAUGAAAUAUCUGUGUCAAAAUUGUCCUGAAUACUUUGAGUCUUCUCUGGAGGCUCAUGACGUCCACAAAGCAUCUGAACUUGUUCUGAAGAGCUUUGGCUCAGAGGGUGCUCUAAAGAUAGUCUUGAAGUUCAUGCUUGAGAAAGGGAAGCACAUCCAGGAUCGUCUUAAAUCUAAUCUACAAGAUCAUCUUAAAUCUAAAUUUGAGUGCAUACGUGAGGGAAAUGCUCAACAAGGGAAUCCAAUCCUUUUAAAUGAGAUCUUCACAGAGCUGCUGAUUACAGAAGGAGGGAGUGGAGAUGUCAAUAAAGAACAUGAAGUCAGGUUGAUCGAGGAAGCAUCAAAGAACAAAGGCAUUCGAGAGAACGCAAUAAAAUACAACGACAUCUUCAAACCUUUACCCGGACAGAGAAAACGCAUCAGAACUGUGCUCACAAAGGGCAUCGCUGGGAUUGGGAAAACAGUUUCUGUGCACAAAUUCAUCCUGGACUGGGCAGAAGGGAAGGCAAACCAGGACAUCCACUUCAUGUUUCCACUCCCUUUUCGUGAUCUGAAUUUGAAGGGAAAUGUCAAAUAUAGCUUAAUUCAACUUCUUCAUCAGUACUUUCCAGAACUCAAAGAACUACAAACUAUUAGGAGUGAGGAAGUAAAGACUGUGUUUAUCUUCGAUGGUCUGGACGAGUGCCGACUUCCUCUUGAUUAUAAGAACAAUGAAUUGUGUUGUGACCCUACGAAGAAAACGUCUGUGGAUGCGCUGCUAACAAAUCUCAUUCAGGGGAAUAUACUUCCCUCUGCUCUCCUCUGGAUAACCUCCCGACCAGCAGCGGUCAGUCAGAUCCCACCUGAUUGUGUUGACCAGGUUACGGAGGUCCGAGGAUUUAAUGAUUCUGAAAAAGAGGAGUACUUCCGGAAGAGGUUCAGUGAACCAGGCCUUGCUGACAGAAUUGUUGCACAUAUAAAGUCUUCAAGGAGCCUCCACAUUAUGUGCCAUAUUCCAGUCUUCUGUUGGAUAUCAGCCACAGUUCUGGAGAAAAUGUUAGAUAAACCAGACUGUGAAGAAGUGCCUAAAACUCUGACUCAGAUGUACACCCACUUUCUUAUUAUUCAAACUCAAAUGAAGAACAAGAAGUACCAUGGAGUGAUUAGGGACGAAAUAGACCUGAUGGAAUCAGAUAAGGAGAUGAUCACAAAACUAGGAAUGCUAGCAUUUCAGCAAUUGGAGAAAGGAAAUCUAAUUUUUUAUGAAAAAGACCUGACAGAAUGUGCAAUCGAUGUCAGCAAAGCAUCCGAGUACUCUUCAAUUUGUACAGAAAUCUUCAAAGAAGAGCUUGGAUUGUACCGAACUAAGGUCUUCUGCUUUGUGCACCUGAGCAUUCAGGAGCAUCUCGCUGCAGUGUACGUGCAACUCAAAUUUGUGAACAGCCACAUUAACAUACUGAGUGAAGACUCAGAGAGUCAGAGCAGUAACUUGUCAGAUUUGCACAAGAGUGCUGUGGACAGAGCCUUGCGGAGUGAGAACGGACACUUUGACCUUUUCCUUCGCUUUCUUCUCGGUCUCUCACUUCAGUCCAAUCAGGUUCUUUUGAGAGGAAUACUGUCAAAACAUUCUGUGGAAAGCUUUGAGGAAACUGUGGACUACAUUAAGGAGAAGAUCAGAAAUGAGUCUUCAGCAGAAAGAACCAUCAACCUGUUAAACUGUCUGAAUGAAUUGAAUUACAAUUCUUUGAUGGAAGAAAUCCAGAGUUUCUUGAGAUCAGGCAGGUAUUCUCAGACAGAGCUCCAACCUGACCAAUGCUCUGCUCUUGCCUAUGUGCUGCUAACAUCAGAGGAUGUGCUGAAUGAAUUUGACUUGAAAAUGUGCAACACAUCUCCUGAAGGAUAUCGUAGAUUGUUACCAGUUGUCAAGACUUCAAAAAGAGCCAUUCUUGCAGGUAUCAGUCUCACAGAUGAAUCAUGUGAAACUCUAGCUUCAGUUCUCCAAUCAUCUAACUCGCACCUGAAAGAACUGGACCUCAGCUCCAACAAUCUGGGAGAUUUAGGAGUCAAGCUUCUCUGUGCUGGGCUCUCAGAUCCGCAUUGUAAAUUAGAGAAACUGAAUCUCAGUCACAAUAAGCUAGAAGACAUAGGAGUGAAGCUGCUUUGUGAAUGUCUGAUGAGUCCACACUGUAAGCUGCAGACACUCAGUUUGGCUGGCACCACCUUCUCAGAACGAUCUUGUGACUUGAUGGCAUCAGUUUUCCAGACUGAAAAUUCACUGAAAAAGCUGGACCUUGGCUGCAACAACAGGAAAGACACUGGAGUGAAGCUGCUUUCUGCUGGACUGAAAAGUUUACACUGUAAACUAGAGAAACUUGGGUUGGACAGAUGUGACCUGAUGGAUGAAUCUUGUGAAGCUUUGACAGCUGCUCUACAGUCACCCAGCUCAUGCAUGAAAGAGCUGAAUCUCAGCUACAAUAAGCUGGGAGACUCAGGAAUGAAGUGGCUCUGUGAUGGACUAACACAUCCAAACUGCAAACUGGAGAAACUUGAUCUCAGCUACAAUAACCUUGGCCAUUCUGGAGUAAAAGUUCUCUGUGCUGGACUGAUGAACCCAGACUGUAAACUGAAGAGUAUAAGACUUGCUAAUGUUGGCAUUCUGGAGGGGACAUGUGAAACUCUCACCUCAGUUCUAGAGUCAGCAAAUCCACACCUGAGAGAGCUGGAUCUCAGCAACAAUUACAUGGGAGAUUCAGGAGUGAAACUGCUAUGUCCUGGACUGAAGAGCCCAAACUGCAAACUAGAGAAACUGAGUCUGUGCUGGUGUAAUCUCACAGACGGAUGCUGUUCAAAUCUAGCCUCAGUGUUGAGUUCCCUCUCUUGCUUGAGAGAACUUGAGCUGAGAGACAAUGACCUGCAGGAUUCAGGUGUGAAGCAGCUUUGUGCUGGUCUUCAGGAUCCACAGUGCACACUGCAGAAACUGAGUCUUUCAGGGUGUUGUGUUACAGAAGAAGGUUGUUCUGCUCUAGGUUUAGCUUUGAACUCAGAUCAUUCAGAGCUAAAAGAGCUUGACCUCAGCUAUAAUCAUCCUGGAGAACAAGGGUUGAGACAGCUGUCCACCAUACUGGAUGAUCCAUGCUGUAAACUGGAGAAACUGAAUGUGGAAUGCUGCAGUGAGUUCAGAAACAAACCAGGACUGAAGAAAUACGCCUAUGAGAUCACAUUUGACCCAAACACAGCACACCGAGCCCUGUCUCUGACUGGGAACAGAAAGGUGACAAAGACGAAAAGGGAGCAGUCGUACCCCGACCAUCCAGAUCGGUUUGAAAACUAUGGUCAGGUUUUGUGUAGAGAAAGCUUGUGCAGGGCUCGCUUCUACUGGGAAGCUGAGUGGACUGGGGAUGUUGUUUACAUAGGGAUGACUUACAAAGGAAUCAACAGAAAAGGUCGUGGGAAUGAUUGCAAACUGGGGACAAAUAACAAAUCUUGGAUUCUGUUCUGUUCAGUUGACUAUGGGUAUUAUGUCAGUUACAAUGCCAAAGAGGCUGUCAUUCCUUCUCCCAACCCUUCCAAAAGAAUGGGAGUCUAUCUGGACUGGCAAGCUGGCACACUCUCCUUCUAUAUCAUUUCCCCGGAUAGAGCAUACCACACAUAUACAUUUCACACCACCUUCACUGAGCCCUUGUAUCCAGGCAUCAGCGUUUAUAGCUAUGAUGAUACAGUCACACUGUGUGAGCUAAAGUAACACAUGAACACACAUGGGUGUCAAACUCUAGUCCUUUUAAUGAUUAGUUUAUGAUUCAUGAGUUUAGUAGACUGUGCUCAACCAGAGCUUCUUUUUCUUGCCCUGCUUUGAAUGUUUCCUCCUAUUUUUCAUCUGUUAUUACAAUGUUUGAUACCAACUCCCCUUUUUCUUGACCUCCAUUUUGUUAUCCUUAGAUUCAUGUUGUAAUGCUUUUAAAGUUUUGAAAAUAAUCUCUUUUUUGUCUUCCCCUCUGUAAAUGAUAUUAAUGGUUCCUCUAGUUUGGAUGGUGCUUUGCAAAAACCAUUACCAUUCCUUAUGCAAAUAACAUUACCAUCUAAUAUUCCUUAUGUUUCUGCAGUUAAUGUCUUAGUUGUAAGAAUUUAUAAAAGUCAUGGACUGGUAGUUUAAACCAGUCUGUUUUAAAAAAACAGGGUUUGUUGUUAUUUUAGUGGCCCUACAGAUGGAGUUUGACAAUUUGAAUUUCUUUCGUACCACUGACCAUAUUCUUAUCAUUGCCCCAAACCACUCAUUACCGAUCUUGACUUUUCUGUCAAAAAUGGGAGUGAUUCCAACUGUACAUUGUGACAUGAUCUUUGCUCCAAUCCUACCCACACUGCAUCUGUCUCUUUAGUUGUCCACAUAAUUAUAGCUUUUAGAUGUGCUGCCCAAUAGUAAUUUUUUAGAUUGGGUAAGUUUAACCCUCCCUUCUCUUUCGGACAAAAGACUGUCUUAUAUUUAAUUGUAGCUUUCUUAUUUUGCCAUAAGAAUUGUGACAUUAUUUUGUCUAAUAUUUUAAAGGUAUAACUAGGAAUUCCAAUAAGUAGUGAUUGGAACAAAAGCACCAAUCUUGGUAAAAAAUUCAUUCUUACAGUUUCUAUUCUCCCUGUCACAGACAUAGUUAAAAUCUCCCAUCUAAUCGAAUCCUUCUUUAUCUCAGUUAUCGGUUUCCAAUAGUUCACUUCAAAUAGGCUUAAUGUUACAGGCGUAAUAAUGAUGCGCAGGUAUCUAAAUCCUUUAUUAGUCCAUUUAAAACAAAAUUUACCCUCUAGCUCUGCUGGACAAUCGCCUGAAAUCAUCAUAGCUAGUGAUUUACCUUCAUUGGUCAAUUUUUUUUCAGUAUUACUUCAGGUUGUCUAACAGGGCUGGAAUGGAUGAUGAUGGUUAGCUUAUGUAUAUUAAUAUGUCAAAUGCAAAUAAAG
Messenger RNA from Colossoma macropomum (tambaqui), 5598 nucleotides. RefSeq names its product NACHT, LRR and PYD domains-containing protein 3-like. The transcript has 15 exons. The coding region runs from base 140 to 4399 and encodes 1419 amino acids. The record is from RefSeq and is a predicted model, not a curated record. NCBI's taxonomy places the organism in Eukaryota, Metazoa, Chordata, Actinopteri, Characiformes, Serrasalmidae. Gene Ontology annotation, molecular function: protein binding; zinc ion binding.